Molecule: messenger RNA, 716 nt
Organism: Trichosurus vulpecula (common brushtail)
Lineage: Eukaryota; Metazoa; Chordata; Mammalia; Diprotodontia; Phalangeridae
Gene: MCCD1
Product: mitochondrial coiled-coil domain 1
Exons: 3
Coding region: 37-432 (131 amino acids)
Source: RefSeq, a predicted model, not a curated record
AAAAUUCAACCCUAAUCAAGGAGGGACUGACUAUCCAUGAAGAAGCCAGAAAGGGCAGAUCUGGGGGUUAAGCCCCAGCCUGCCAUGGGUCUCCCUCUGCCCUGGCUCUCUCGUUGCUGCUGUCGUCUCCUGCCCUCCUGGAUCAUGGCCCCCCACACCUCUCGUGGGGCCUAUUGCCAGAAUGCUGGGCCACCUACAGGGGAACUAGCUACAGAAGAGACCAGGAAGACCCUAUCCCCAAACAGGGGUCCAGGUCAUAGAAGAGCAGAGCUGGCCCAGGCAGAAGAGCUACUGGAGCAGCAGCUAGAGCUGUACCAAGCCCUGCUGGAGGGGCAAGAAGGGGCAUGGGAAGCUCAAGCCCUCGUGCUCAAGAUCCAGAAGCUGAAGGAGCAGAUGAGACGGCACCGAGAGAGCCUGAAAGGUGACGCCUGACAGGACCUAUCCUCACCUUCCUUUAUGGGCUGAACCCAAGCAAACACUUCUAAGAACCCCUUUGCCCCAGGGACCCAUCCUGUUUUCCUCCUUUUCUGGAGCAAAAAGAACACCCAAUGAUGGAAACGAGGAAUGCUCUCCUUCUGAGGAGGGCCAAGAAUGGGAAGGGGUGCUCAAGGGAAGCUGGCCCCUCCUCACCCUAAUAAUUGAAUCCCCUCACAAUGAUUCUAUUUCCAGUCCCCUAGGGUGACUUCCAUUCCUCCCCCAAGGCUGAAGAAGAGAAA